UGCCAACCCCAGUGCCAGCGAUGCGGAAUUCAACGUGUAGGGAGGCUCAUCUGCCGCAGCGCUCAUCUCUGCUCGCUAGAGCACAGCUUUUUCCUAGGUUACUGGAUCGAAUGUGUAGUCGAAUGUCACUGACAGUAACUCUUGAAUCUUGGGAUUUGUGCAUAUUCUGCUGUUGUCGACGUUGUUGUUGUUGGACCUGUGGCUGUGUGUGUGUUAUUGCCCCCGUUUCUAAUGGGAGGGACGCUCCGCCAAGCUGCUCCAGUGCGGCGCCAACUCAAAACGACCCAAGUCUCCGUGCCCGUUCACAACAAAGUCAUUGCUCCGCGCGAGAACACUGCGAGUCGUGUUUCAGAGCCCUCACCUUCGCGAGCAGAUUCAAAUAGGCAGAUGGUACAUUUCUACUGUGCCCCUUCCUACUGUGCAGCGAUGGACCAGUCAUGGCCACAUGGUUUACUCGCGACUCAAUGUCGGUCUCAGUGCUGAGUAUACGCAUCGCCUGCCAAUCUUUUUCAUCUUUGCCAAAUUCUCAAUGUCACCGAUUGCUUGGUAAAGCAUUAAACAGACCGAUGUAUAGCAAAUGUAGGUACGGACCCUCCCUGAAGUUCGACAUGGGUGUGUGAUUGCAUUAUAGGACAACACGACCAAUAGCAUGAAGCUUAAUCACCAUCAGGUAAUCUGGAGACUAAAUUCUGCUAUAAGUGGGAGAAGCUUGUACAAUUGUAUUGUGCGACAACACCAAUCAAAGCGAAUGCCAAUG
Messenger RNA from Periconia digitata, 757 nucleotides. The record is from the annotation of a GenBank genome assembly. Lineage: Eukaryota; Fungi; Ascomycota; Dothideomycetes; Pleosporales; Periconiaceae.